ACACUUCUCCAAUGCGAAUCUGAUAUUGAUUUCAAUAACGAAACGUGGCGGGUAGUUGCUGCAGAGUUUGUUGAAAGCCACAACUGCUCAACCGGAUACAAGGGUAUAGUGACAAGGGAGUGUAAUGCAAGGGGGAUUUAUGAACAACCAGUAUACAACUGCACAAAGGAGGCAAUACACGAUUUAUUGCAAAUGAUAAAAACAACUGCCAUUGCCGAAACAAUUGAAGGUUUGCGGACGGCAAUGCGGGCCAGCCCAGAUAAUGACAACACGACGGCUAAGCAUCCGAACAUACAUGUUGGUGAUAUCGAAGCAGCGACACAGAUUAUUCAGUUCAUUGUAAAUCAUAUCGAAAUUAAUACCUCCACGAUUGAAAAUGUGACGGAUUCAUUUGUUGAUGUGGUGGAUAUCCUCAUAAGCGAGAGAGCCACUCAAUCGUGGGGCGCCCUUAUGGACAAGGGCGGUGCAGCAGCAGUGAUCAACGUAUUAAAUGAGUUUAUAUCUAAAGUUACCAAAAACAUAUCUGUGACGCAACAAAACCUGACCGUUGCAAAAGAAAACAUUCUGAUCAAGGAUUCUGGUCUAGCGAAGGAUGCAAACUGGUAG
Molecule: messenger RNA, 606 nt
Organism: Dreissena polymorpha
Lineage: Eukaryota; Metazoa; Mollusca; Bivalvia; Myida; Dreissenidae
Exons: 6
Coding region: 193-606 (137 amino acids)
Source: RefSeq, a predicted model, not a curated record